CGUACUUUGUGUCAUACGAUAGAUAUCAUUUGCACGUUCACCCUUGUUUUGGGUCCGAUAUUAGGGUUUGGGCAACGGGGAAUUGCUUGUGCUUUUUACAUGGCGGAUCGGAACAGCAAUUCUGCGCUGGUGGUGAAGCCGAUAUGGGUGAAACACGCCGAGGAGGCUAAGUUGAAGAGUGAAGCGGAGAAAACCGCGGCCGCAAAGGCUGCCUUCGAGGCUACUUUCAAGAAUGUCGAUCCCUCAACCGCAGUGGCAACCGUAGCUUCGGACAGCGACUACGAGGAAGAAGAGGACGAAGACAGGCUUGCCAAGAAGCCGAUCGGACCCCUGGACCCCAACAAGUGCACGGCGGCUGGCCCUGGCAUAGCUGGCGGCGCGGCGUGCGCACCCUCCACGUUUACAGUUGUUACUAAGGACGCUGACGGUCGCAAAUUGCUCAAUGGUGGGGCGCAGGUUAGGGUGAAGGUUGCUCCUGGAGUAGGAGUUGGCGGCUCCGAACAAGAGGGGAUUGUUAAGGAUAUGAAUGAUGGGACGUAUAGUGUGACCUAUGUUGUUCCCAGCAGAGGAAAUUAUAUGGUGAAUGUGGAGUGCAAUGGAAAGCCAAUCAUGGGCAGUCCAUUUCCUGUUUUCUUCAGUACUGGAUCAACUACCGGAGGGCUAUUGGGUGUUGCCCCACCAACAAUAUAUUCGAAUAUGAUUAAUCAGACAAUGCCAAAUAUGCCAAAUUACUCUGGCUCUGUUUCUGGAGCAGUCCCUGGGUUGCUUGGGAUGAUUCCAGGCAUAACUCAAGGAGCAUCAGGCGGCGUCAUUUUACCCGGAGUUGGCUUUUCACUUGGGGAAGUUUGUCGUGAAUAUCUUUAUGGACAAUGUGCCAAAACUGAUUGUAAGUUUAAUCAUCCACCUCACAAUCUUCUAAUGACCGCUUUAGCUGCCACCAGCAGCAUGGGAACACUUAGCCAGGUUCCUAUGGCACCUUCUGCUGCUGCAAUGGCUGCCGCUCAGGCAAUUGUGGCUGCACAAGCACUUCAAGCCCAUGCUGCCCAAGCACAGGCUCAAACGAACUCUGCAAAUGACACCUCAGGAUCUGCUGGGAAAGAGACAGCGGCCAAUUGCCUUAAGAAAAUUGUGCAAGUUAGCAACCUUAGUCCACUUCUAACUUUGGAUCAGUUGAAGCAACUCUUUGGGUUUUCUGGAACAAUUGUUGAUUGUAGCAUUACUGAGUCGAAGCACUUAGGUUACGUAGAAUACUCUAAGCCAGAGGAAGCAACUGCUGCUUUGGCGUUGAACAAUAUGGAAGUUGGCGGACGGCCCUUGAAUGUUGAAAUGGCUAAACAACUUCCUCCAAAACCAGUCACUUUAAAUUCCUCCAGCACAUCAUCUUCUUUGCCCUUAAUGAUGCAGCAGGCUGUUGCCAUGCAACAGAUGCAAUUUCAGCAGGCUCUCCUAAUGCAACAAGCAUAUACUGCUCAGCAGGCUGCCAGUCGAGCUGCAAGCAUGAAGAGUGCUACUGAUCUUGCAGCUGCUAGAGCUGCAGAAAUAAGUAAAAAACUAAAGGCUGAUGGACUUGUCACUGAAAGCAUGGAAACAUAUGAGAAAUCCAAGUCACCACCUGACACUCAAGUCAGGUCAACGUCUAGGUCAAGAUCCAGAUCCAAAUCCAAGUCCAAGUCAAGAUCUCCCAUCAAUUAUAGACGAAGGAGAAGAUCUCGUUCCUUCUCCCCUCCACCAAGACGGUUAAGAGGGUAUAGAUCCAGGUCACCAAUUAGGUCCCACCAUUUUUCAAGAUUUGAGGAUGAGCGCCGAUCUUAUAGGGAUAGUAGGUAUGCCAAUGACAGAGGUAGAAGGUGGGAUUCUGGUAGAUCAUAUAACCGCCGGUCACCUGUCUCAAGGAGAAAUAGAAGUAGGAGUGUAACCCCUCGAGCUAGAAAGUUGUAUAGGGACGAUUCAGACUCCCCAAGACACCGUCAUGAAAGUCCAGUUCACAAGACACGUUAUUCUCGUGCUGAGUCUACGUCUCCGGAACAUCGAAGGAAUAGGUCAUCCCUGAAGAAUGAUGAAAGUAAGUCCAGACAUAGACGACGGUCAAGGUCAAACUCUGUGGAAGUUAGUCAUUCACCCAGUGAUAAAGUUGGUAAUGAUAAACAUGGAAAAUCAAAAGACAGAAAAAGGAGACACUCAAGGUCAGUUUCACCACAUGAUGAUCUGGAUAGACAAAAUAGAUUGUCCCCUAAAACCUACGAUGAAAAGAAACCAAAGCAAAGCCUGCAUAGGAGAGAAUCAAGGUCCAGAUCACCAGAUGCAAAACGCCAUUCAAAUAGAAAGAGAGAAGAUAAAGCUCAAAAUAAUGACGAUAGAAGGAUAUCGAGGUCAAGGUCAAGGUCUAGAUCCCCAGAAGGAAAGCAUCACACAAGUGACAAAUUGGAUAGAGAAAAAAAAGAGAAAUCUAAGCAUCAUUCUAGAAAGCGUUCCAUAUCUAGGUCCAGAUCUCCCAUUGAGAAGCACCACUCAAGUAGUAAGCUGAACAAGAGCAGGGAAGAAAAAUCAAAACGUCAUGUGAGAAGGCAAUCCAGAUCAAGGUCUGUUGAAGGUAAGCGACAAAGAAGUAGUAGGAAGUCCCCAAAGCACUCAGAUGAACGCAGAUCAAGGCAUCGGAAGCGCUCUAGAUCGAAAUCUCUAGAAAGCAAAGACGAACCUGAACAUAAUGAUAUGGAUGUCGAAAAUUAUGAAGUGACAAGGCAUGCUGAUGAAAAGCCUGGGGAGUUAGCUGGCGUCUUGGAGACUGAUCUACGUAGUCCGGUAUCAAUGAAGUUGGAUAGUGAUAAUGGUCAUCUUGAGGACUGUAAUGAAUGUGAGAAACAAGAGAUAAAUGUCUUUGAAGUUGCUGACUCAACCAUUAGGGAACAAGAUCAUCUUAAUUUGGACGCAUAGGUGCAGGGGAUCUAGAGAUUCUCUCUCAUUGGACGUUGAUUCAUUGCUUUCUCAUUCAAUAUUUGAGGGAUGGUUAUUUGAGAGUAACUUGACAGAGGAUCAUGUUGAAGCUUUGGUUUGAGGAGUGAGAUGCCAUUGUGUACAAGGGAGAGGGCUAUCUUACAAGGCCUAGUGGUCAUUUUUGAUUACUCGCUGUUCCCGUGACAAAUUCGCUGUUUCUUUCUGUUGCAGGUGGUGAUGAUGGAAACAAUCGGAGUCUGAUGAAGCAAUGAUUUUUGGCUGGAUCAUGCUGUUCUAUGGGCGCUUGGUGAAAUGAGUCAAACAGUUUAUCUGAUUGUUUGUGAAGGUAUGCAUCUGCAGAAAUCGGUUCUUCCGGACAAUUGCUAAAGCUUGCACAAUUAUGCGGCAUUAGAACCAUGAGCUGGAAAUGUUUAUGUAGGAAUUUUAUUGUGAAUUAUAAGGUUAUGAUUAUUUUAUGCUUUGGCCCUGUCCUCAUCUUCUACUUCGUUUUUUCUUGUUGGUACCAUCUCUCCCUUUCUUUUCUUUUUCUUUCUUUCUUUCUUUCUUUCUUUCUUUCUUUUUUCCCUACUACUGCUUGGUUAGGUAGUCGAUGCAAGUUACACAACCAGGUAUUGCUGAGAUGGGUAGCAUUAGCAUCACUGUGCUCCUUUGCCUCCAAGUAUGUCAAGAUUUGCUAGGUUUAUGUUCUUUAAUUCACAGAGAAUGUGAAAUGCUAUUCUAUAACAGGUAAUUCUCUUCAAAAAAUUAGAUUUCAUCAUUUAGCUACAUAAAUGUAAAAAGGAUGUCAUAGCAUAUCAGAUGGCCAAAUGCGUCAGCAGUUUGGUGUUGUAGGCUUGUAUGAAGGACAUUGUCUUUCCCUGUACAGAUUCAACAUAGUAGGUUAUCUGAAACAGUAUUUUCCAUUGCUGCAAAAAAUUCCAGACAAUUUUCAUCAAUUUUGUUGUGCAUCUUUAUGCAAGAUGUGGCUAUGGCCGUUCUUAGUUCUUUCAACUUUCUAACUUUUUCCCCACAAAGAGUGAGAUGCAGACACUUAUCAAACUCUAGCGAUUGUGUUCAGCACUUUCUACAUGUAACUAAAAUUUGUCUGCCGGUCCCCCUUUGUUAAAGAUUUUGAUGUACAUUAUACCAUUUUCUUUUGUGCUCCUUGGUUUUGCUGCCAGGCAAACUCUCCCCCUCUUCCAUGUCCACUUUCUCCAACAUACUGUUUUGCUUCUUUUGGUACUUUUAUGGUUUGGCGUUGCUGUGGGUUUAUUUUUCUUAUCUGCGAAGUUGAGAAUGCUGGACUGGACGAUUGCCAAGUGGUGGGGGAACAUGUGUUAAAAACUGGUUCCCAUAUUUAGCAAAAGACCAUGACUUGCAUCAUGAUAGGGGCACGUAUUGAUGAGAAUUGAGAUCCCAAGUGUUUGCUCUCUAUGUUUUGUCAUGAUUCAAAGUUCAAACCACUGGAAGUGUCUUUAUGCAAAUGAGGAGCUUGACGGCUGAGUGCCUGAGUGGACAUCCUGAAGGCGUGGAACAUGACGGCCACAUAACUGCUUUUUGUAAGAUGUUUCGGUAUUCAGGGCAAUUUUGACGUCAUGUGUAGAAUUAAUGAUGCAGCAACUGUCCAACAGCAGAGAUGUAAUGAUUGAAUAGUGUACAGACUUGCAAGGAAUAACAGCAGUAGUAAUAAUUAUAACAUACUCCCUUCGUCACUUAAAUCUUUUUAAUCUUUCUUUUUUGGACGUCCCAAAAAACUUUGUCACUUUCCAGUUUCCCUUUUCAUCAAUUUUUU
Molecule: messenger RNA, 4723 nt
Organism: Cuscuta europaea
Lineage: Eukaryota; Viridiplantae; Streptophyta; Magnoliopsida; Solanales; Convolvulaceae
Source: the annotation of a GenBank genome assembly